AUGCGGACGUCUCUUCUCCUCGCGUCCAUCGUCGGCCUCGUUGUCGCCGAGGAUGGCCUCGACGGUUGGCUGCGCUACGCCAGACUCCCCGAGUCGGCAGGCGCAGCGAACGCUCUUCUUCCUUCUGCCGUAGUUGGACUCAACGCCACGGAGAACGGUCCGAUUACUUCUGCCCUUUCCGAGCUGCAAAAGGGGUACAAAGGCAUUCUCGGCAAGGAGGUCACAGUUGGCAGCGAUGCUUGCAAUGGUUCUUCUAUCGUCGUGGCCACCCUCGACACCUACGUUGCGGCCUGCGGUGCCGACAGUGUCACAGCGGACCUCGUCGAAGAUGGCUUCUGGCUGAGCGUCAAGGGCGACUCGGUCAAGAUUCUAGGUCAGAAUGAGAGGGGCGCCUUGUACGGUGCCUUUGAGUACUUGAGCUUGCUUGCUCAAGGCAACUUCAGUGAGGUUGCGUACGCGACCAACCCGUCUGCAAAGAUUCGCUGGGCCAACCAGUGGGAUAACAUGGAUGGCACCGGAACUCACGGCAGCAUCGAGCGUGGUUACGGAGGAGUCUCCAUCUUCUUCGAAAACCUCAAGGUUGUUACCGACAUGACCCGCGUCUCUCAAUACGGCCGCCUCCUAGCCUCAGCCAAAAUUAACGGCAUCAUCGUGAAUAACGUCAACGCCAACCCCAUCCUCCUGUCCUCGGAGAACAUGGACGGCUUGAAGAGAAUUGCGGAUGCCUUCAGGCCCUGGGGCGUCCAAAUUGGCAUCUCGAUGAACUUUGCUUCCCCGCAAACCUUUGGUAACCUCACGACGUUCGAUCCCCUCGACGAGACUGUCAUUGCGUGGUGGGGCAACAUCACCGAGCAGCUCUACUCGCGCAUCCCAGACAUGUGCGGAUACCUCGUCAAGGCCAAUUCCGAGGGCCAGCCUGGCCCCAUAACAUACAACAGAACCCUCGCGGACGGUGCCAACCUCUUUGCCAGGGAGCUGAAGAACCAUGGCUUCAAGCAGGGCAUCGUCAUGUUCCGUGCCUUUGUCUACGAUCAACUGAAUUGGACAGACUGGCACGCGGACCGAGCAAACGCGGCUGUGGAAUUCUUCAAGGAGCUGGACGGCAAGUUCGACGACAAUGUCGUUGUACAGAUCAAGUAUGGCCCCAUCGACUUCCAAGUCCGUGAGCCUGUGUCGCCUCUCUUUGCCAACCUGGAGCACACCAACAUGGCUAUCGAGCUGCAGAUCUCGCAGGAAUACCUCGGGCAACAGGAUCAUCUCGUUUACCUCCCUCCUCUGUGGAAGACCAUCCUGGACUUCGAUCUGCGCAUCGGAGGGCAGCCCUCCGUGAUGCACGACAUUCUCUCGGGCAAGCGCUUCAACAAGACUCUAACCGGAUAUGCUGGUGUUGUCAAUGUCGGUGCCAACUCUACUUGGCUGGGUAGUCACCUCGCCAUGUCAAACCUCUAUGCUUACGGCCGACUAGCGUGGAACCCGACUGAUGAUGUUACCACCAUUGUUGAGGACUGGACCCGUCUGACCUUCGGUCUGGACCCCACCGUCAUCGACACCAUCACCAAGAUGUCCAUGGAGAGUUGGCAUGCGUACGAGAGCUACAGCGGCAACCUGGGAAUCCAGACGCUGACCGAUAUUCUGUACGCUCAUUAUGGGCCGUCGCCUAGAUCUCAGGACAACAACGGCUGGGGCCAGUGGACCAGAGCGGACGGAUUCAGCAUCGGCAUGGACCGAACAGUCGAGAAUGGCACUGGUAACGCUGGACAGUACCCGACAGAGGUGGCGGAGAUGUAUGAGAACAUUGACACCACACCGGACGACCUCCUCCUCUGGUUCCACCACGUCCCCUACACUCACGUGCUCAAGAGCGGAAAGACCGUCAUCCAGCACUUUUAUGAUGCACACUACGACGGUGCUGCCACUGCUCAGACGUUUGUAUCCAUGUGGGAGUCUCUCAAGGACCAGAUUGAUGCCGAGCGCUACGAGCAUAUCCUCUUCAAGCUCAAGUAUCAAGCAGGGCACUCCAUUGUGUGGCGUGAUGCUAUCAACAACUUCUACUGGAACAAGUCCAGCAUUGCCGAUGAGGCGGGCCGUGUGGGCAACUACAAGUACCGCAUCGAGGCCGAGAGCAUGACUUUGGACGGAUACAAGGUUGUGAAUGUUGACCCCUUCGAGACGGCGUCCGGCUACAAGGCCAUUGUCACCAGCUCCAACACGACUGCCGGAACUGCUACAGCCGUCGUCGACUUUGAGUCUGGAACUUACACUCUUGCUGUCAAUUACUUUGACGUCAUCAGGGGCAAAUGCUCGUUUGUUGCCUAUAUCAACGACCAAGUCGUUGGCCAGUGGAGGGGAGACGGGGAGGAGAAGCUGGGUCACUGGCCAUCGGAGUACCUGGAUGGACAUUCAGCCAUUCGUAUCAACUUCCCCGGGGUCAAGAUUGAGAAGGGAGACACUCUCAAGAUUGUCGGAACUCCAGACGGGCCAGAGGUGGCCCCUCUAGACUACGUGAGCUUCUUGCCCGACGGUAUCAUCGAUUAG
Molecule: messenger RNA, 2535 nt
Organism: Colletotrichum chrysophilum
Lineage: Eukaryota; Fungi; Ascomycota; Sordariomycetes; Glomerellales; Glomerellaceae
Exons: 3
Coding region: 1-2535 (844 amino acids)
Biological process (GO): xylan catabolic process
Cellular component (GO): extracellular region
Molecular function (GO): alpha-glucuronidase activity
Source: RefSeq, a predicted model, not a curated record